Porites lobata is the source of this 6125-nucleotide messenger RNA. NCBI's taxonomy places the organism in Eukaryota, Metazoa, Cnidaria, Anthozoa, Scleractinia, Poritidae. The record is from the annotation of a GenBank genome assembly.
AUGCUUUCCUCACCCGAGUGUAUCACCUGGUUUGCUGCAUUCCUAACGGUGUCCGUUGCUGUAGUAACAGUGAACCUUCUAUCAAUCAUCAUUUUUAUAAAGAACAGAACUCUUCGCUCUCGUAGUAUGUACUUGGUUAUAAACUUGACUGUAGCUGACAUGUUGGUUGGAGGAAUUUCCAGUAACUGUUCUAAUAUUCUCUUUCUAAGAAUGGGAUGCAAAAUUUUAAGUGUAAGGUUAACUUGGAAAGGAGACAACAUAGUGUCGUUUGUUUUCUACUGGUUUCUUCUUACCUCUCUUACAAACAUAACCGUAAUUUCGUUAGAUCGGAUGCAUGCGACAUUUCGUCCAUUCCAGGAGUACCCAACGAACAUUUUUCGCAAAAUUGAUUAUACGAUGUCGUAAACGCUAGCAAAGUGCUUUUACGUCAACCCAUGUUAAUAUUUAACUUUCCUGGGAAAAAAAUACCCGCUCUUCACUGCUAGCCAGCAAGACUUUCAGAAAAUAAAAAUCCCAGCCAGCAAUCAUGUUUGACGGUUUUUUGCCAGCCAGCAAGGUUAAAAAAACAAAAAUUACGCAAUCCCAGCCAGAGUGAAACGGAAUUCGGUGUUUGCCAGCCAGCGGUAGCAGAAGUAAGUUAUGAGCCAGCCAGCAAAGUUUCAUUUAACACAUUGCCAAGAAAAACAUGUAAGUCAAUAGGCAAGAUCUGUUUUACGUCAAAUUUACAUAAUAUAAAAGAAAAGGGUGUUUAACCUGUUUCACCCUUUUAUCUAGUUGUCGGUUUUUUUUUUUUGAGAUAUAGGGAAAAGAUCAGUGUAUUUGUUUAGUAUAUAUUAUUCCCUAUCCCUAAGAAUUACAUAACAAUAACAUAACAACUAAAGACAUUCAGCGGUACUUACAGUUUUGGAAUGUGGACUUGAGGAGUAGUCUUGAGUUUUUGCCAGGUAAACGAUAAAAAGGAAGAUCCCGAACUUUGUCCAUAACACAAUAACACGUAAAAAAAGUGAUCAUCGCAAAGCCUUAAGGCCAACUUUUUCCAACGAUAAUCGACUGAGGUGAAAUAAAGUUCAAGAAUAAACAACAUAACGAGUAAGCUCGAUCCACGUGUGGUCCCCUCUGCAAAAACACCCCAAAUUCAGUGUAGACACAUGCUUAUCGCCAGCAUUGUAUGCCGUGCCUACUGUUACUCCCGCAAAAGUCUACACCAGAACUAAUAGAAAGUUUCGAGUAAACAGGCUUUCCGUUGGAAACUUCUAACCACUACGGCUGAAAACCACGAACCCACAAAGUAAGGUAACGUUUGCGGUCUUUAACUCGAGUUUCAACGUGGGAGGAUGGUUUCCUCUUUCGUCAUUUACGUAAACGCCUGACUACAAACAAGGACCUUUCUGUUGCGGUAAAAAAAAAACAAUACUGUCCAUGUUUUCAAAUACGCUAUGGCAACAGUUUACUUUUUAAAGCCAGACUGAUAACGUGUUCUUGUAGUAUUUUUUCUCCGCACUAGUAAGAGCUUGUCAUCCUGAGUUUGAUCUUACUCACUCAUUUUUUCUGUGGUCAAGAAGCCAUAAUGGUAUGUCGUCAGACAAUCACCACAAAAGUUUCGCAGCAAAAAGCCAGUAGUCGUAUGUAGUCAGUCAGGCAAUCACCGUAAAAGUUUCACACCAGAACUGGUGCAAAGUUUCGCAGCAAAAGCCAGUAGUCGUACGUGUUCAGUCAGGCAAUCACCGUAAAAGUUUCACACCAGAACUGGUGCAAAGUUUCGCAGCAAAAGCCAGUAGUCGUACGUGGUCAGUCAGGCAAUCACCGUAAAAAAUCACCGUAAAAGUUUCACACCAGAACUGGUCAGGCGUAAAGUUUCACCAGCAAAAGCCAGUAGUCGUAGUCGUGUUCAGUCAGGCAAUCACCGUAAAAGUUUCACACCAGAACUGGUGCAAAGUUUCGCAGCAAAAGCCAGUAGUCGUACGUGGUCAGUCAGGCAAUCACCGUAAAAGUUUCACACCAGAACUGGUGCAAAGUUUCGCAGUAAAAGCCAGUAGUCGUAGGUGGUCAGUCAGGCAAUCACCGUAAAAGUUUCACACCAGAACUGGUGCAAAGUUUCGCAGCAAAAGCCAGUAGUCGUACGUGGUCAGUCAGGCAAUCACCGUAAAAGUUUCACACCAGAACUGGUGCAAAGUUUCGCAGCAAAAAGCCAGUAGUCGUACGUGGUCAGUCAGGCAAUCACCGUAAAGUUUCACACCAGAACUGGUGCAAAGUUUCGCAGCAAAAAAAGCCAGUAGUCGUACGUGGUCAGUCAGGCAAUCACCGUAAAAGUUUCACACCAGAACUGGUGCAAAGUUUCGCAGCAAAAGCCAGUAGUCGUACGUGGUCAGUCAGGCAAUCACCGUAAAAGUUUCACACCAGAACUGGUGCAAAGUUUCGCAGCAAAAGCCAGUAGUCGUACGCGGUGGUCAGGCAAUCAGGCAAUCACCUGGUAAAAGUUUCACAGCAAAAGCCAGAACUGGUCAGGCAAUCACCAAAGUUUCAGAACUGGCAAAAAGCCAGUAGUCAGUAGUCGUGGUCAGUCAGGCAAUCACCGUAAAAGUUUCACACCAGAACUGGUGCAAAGUUUCGCAGCAAAAAGCCAGUAGUCGUACGUGGUCAGUCAGGCAAUCACCGUAAAAGUUUCACACCAGAACUGGUGCAAAGUUUCGCAGCAAAAGCCAGUAGUCGUAUGUGGUCAGUCAGGCAAUCACCGUAAAAGUUUCACACCAGAACUGGUGCAAAGUUUCGCAGCAAAAGCCAGUAGUCGUACGUGGUCAGUCAGGCAAUCACCGUAAAAGUUUCACACCAGAACUGGUGCAAAGUUUCGCAGCAAAAGCCAGUAGUCGUACGUGGUCAGUCAGGCAAUCACCGUAAAAGUUUCACACCAGAACUGGUGCAAAGUUUCGCAGCAAAAGCCAGUAGUCGUACGUGGUCAGUCAGGCAAUCACCGUAAAAGUUUCACACCAGAACUGGUGCAAAGUUUCGCAGCAAAAGCCAGUAGUCGUAUGUGGUCAGUCAGGCAAUCACCGUAAAAGUUUCACACCAGAACUGGUGCAAAGUUUCGCAGCAAAAGCCAGUAGUCGUACGCGGUCAGUCAGGCAAUCACCGUAAAAGUUUCACACCAGAACUGGUGCAAAGUUUCGCAGCAAAAGCCAGUAGUCGUACGUGGUCAGUCAGGCAAUCACCGUAAAAGUUUCACACCAGAACUGGUGCAAAGUUUCGCAGCAAAAGCCAGUAGUCGUACGCAGUCAGUCAGGCAAUCACCGUAAAAGUUUCACACCAGAACUGGUGCAAAGUUUCGCAGCAAAAGCCAGUAGUCUUAGGUGGUCAGUCAGGCAAUCACCGUAAAAGUUUCACACCAGAACUGGUGCAAAGUUUCGCAGCAAAAGCCAGUAGUCGUACGCAGUCAGUCAGGCAAUCACCGUAAAAGUUUCACACCAGAACUGGUGCAAAGUUUCGCAGCAAAAGCCAGUAGUCGUACGUGGUCAGUCAGACAAUCACCGUAAAAGUUUCACACCAGAACUGGUGCAAAGUUUCGCAGCAAAAGCCAAUAGUCGUAUGUAAGUCAGGAAUGUUUUGUUUUGCAGUCAGACAAUCACCUAUAAAGGCAUAUAACCUUAUGUCGUGCAUGCGAUGGUCGUGUGACAUCUAUAAGUUAUAGAAUCGAAGCGCAGUUGAAACAAAUGUAAGUAAGAUCACACCAAGGAAGGCAAGCUUAUUUUGCUUUGGGUACAGAGAGACCCACCAAAGUAAAAUAAAUGCAGCAAUACCUUUAUCAGUUUGCUUGAAGCGACCGUCAUAGUAAAUUUGCGAACAGCAACAGUACUUCAGUUUUAAUACAGCUACAGAAAAAUUCUUUUAGCUUUUGGCAAUAAGAUGAGCUUAGGCGAAACCUUCUUCGGUACGUUUAAAAAUCGAGUUGACGACGGCAAACGUGACGUAACUGCGUCCUACUGCGUAUCUCGCGCUUCGCGCUCGCGCCUCUAAACAACCCUAAGCACCUUAAUGACGCCUUUUGCGCAGGCUACGGUUGAGUUGUGAGGGCGAUUAUUUUGUAGAAAGCAAUAACUUCAUGAUAACCAGAAGAAAAUAAAAACUCCAAAGAAAAAUAUCCUGUUCUUCACGACAAAUGGUUGCAAAAAAAAAGAACAACCUAGUUGUCUAUUAAUUUGUUUAUUCAAUAGUCCAGCUUAAACCCUGCUUGCAGCAAUUUUAGGAAAAUAAGUAAAUACUGUUCACAUUUGUAAUUUUCUUUCAUUUUUGGCAAGAAAAUUGUAAACUAUUUUUAUUCUUUUUUUCUACAUUGGCCAAAGAGCCUCUCAAACGUAACCAUGGCCGGUAACGCCCGCUGUCAAAAUUGAGGUCCUACAGCCGGGAAACAUCACCAAAAAUAUGUAAUCUGAUUCACUGUGUUCGAAGAUAUGAAUAAAUUUGCUAACAGAGCUCUUACAAUUUAUACGAUAAAAAGCUUUAAGAGCAAGAAAUGCGUCAGCGUCAAAACAGAUACUGGUAUGAAAGUCAAAGAAUGAUAGCCGUUCGGGAUUUACCCCGCUAUACUACAAUUUAUUACACAGACGUUAGCAUUGAAACGCAACGGCACACUUGGAUGUUGCCUUUUUAAAAACAACAGUUACUAUAACGGACGCGAAAUACAUCAAUAUACGGGUAGUACAAAUGUAAAAUCUUCCUACCUUUUCUGAUCCUAACAGAUACCUGUGCAGUUGCUAAACGCCUUCCAAAUGACCAUAGAUCGAGGAGGUUUCCCGUCCCGGUGAGCACAUAACAAAAGAGAAAUUGGUUCCAACGGAAAUAUUCCUGAGCGCGCAAACCUGGACAACAUUGCAAACGAGCAUACCGAAUGAAAUCAGUUUUGAGUUCACUCCGCUAAGAGGCCAGAGUGUAUUAUUUAUUGGAGAGAGUUUUUGUAUUCAAUCGUCUCAAUAUUUGAUGGCAUUUAUGUGCCUUAGCGAAUGUUCUUAAUGCGAUACACAUGCACGGCAACCUGACAAAGAAACACAACCAUUUUGCUUACCUUUUGGCCGCGUUAACACCAGGUUUAAAGAAGAACGUAGGCCAGUAGCUGAUAUGUAGACAGGCAUAUUAAAACACGAACACACAAAAGUGUUUUCUAUAAAGGAUCGACAGCGAAACGACUACAAACAAAGCGGUGAGCGGUGCUUGACUCAACUGUGUCAUUUUCUCACUACGUGUAUCUUUUACAAGGUAUUCACAGCAGGACGUUUUGCUUACACACCCAAACAAAUUUCCGUUUUCACAGGCAAAAGGUGUCAUUUCCACAGCUCGCGUGGGGUGAUUUCCACGCGCACUUACUUGCUUCGCCCGCUCUAAUAUCCAUAUAAAAAAUUACAGUGCGAUUGCAAGGAGAAAAAAUAUACCUUUUUAUCCAGCCAGAACCGGCAUAAAUUUUUCAUAUUUUCAGCUAGCAAGGCGCUCAUUCAGAUUUCCCAGCCAGCUAACUAGCCAAUGUUUUUUUUUCCAGCUAGCUCAAAUUCUGCCUGACGAGCGGGUAUUUUGUCGAGCGGCUCCGUCGGGUACUCCUGCCAUUCUGGCAUCGAGUUAUCAAAAAUUGGGUCUACGGGGUAACAAUUUCUGUUGUCUGGGUAUUAGCUGCAAUGAUAUCAACUGCAAUUAGCAUGCUUCAGUUAUUCGGCAAAGAAUGGUCACACCAUCAGUAUUUCUGGCAAUCAUAUUGCUUAUUAUGUCUUUUUGUUAUCUGUGCUUGUUACGCCUCAAUUAUCGUCAAAAUCUGUUGUGGGGCGCGUCCACAGCACCAUGGUGCAGCCCGUAGGCAAAGAAAACUGACUGUAACGUUACUCAUCAUGACUAUUGUAUCGUUACUGUUGUGGCUGCCAUAUGCUGUAGCUACCUUUGUUUAUUAUACAACUGAUAGCAUUCGAUCACUUUCUCUAACAAAAAGAAUACGACUGAAUUCUUCUUUACUGCUUUUAUUUUGUACAAACUCGUUUGUUAAUCCCGUGGUUUACACAAUAAGAACGCCCGAGUCCAGGAAAGCUCUCCUGUUGUUAUUUACAUGUCGGCAAAGACAAAAUGCUGCUGCUGCUAUUCCUCUUCAUGCUCGUUAA